AUGACAGAGGAUAUUGUAAAUUUGUUUGUAUCAAAAUAUGGGUCAUCAGAUGCAAAUAAGAAUUCAUUAUUACAGAAAUCUAUUCAAAAGGUCUUGCAUAAGGAGGGAGCAAAUUCUUAAGUAGUAACUAAAUUAAGAUAAAAACUUGGUUAAUCUCAAUCUCAAUAACAAUUUUUUCCAACCUUGGGAAAUGGGGAAUCUUCAUUACCUAAUAAGACUCCUAAUGAUUCAUAGAGGAAAACCUUUGAACCAUUCACAAAUCGCGUGCAGCCGUUUUAAAGGACUUACUUAUAAUAGCUUGAUUAAGUUUCUGAAACUUCUGAAAAACCACCUAAAUCAGUUUACUACGUUGAUCGAUAGGAUGAGGAUGAAUGGGCUGCUCUUAUGAAAUUCGAUGCGUAACUGUAUUAAAAGGAAUAGGAGAGGAAGAAGGAGUUGUUGUAAUAAAAGAAGGCGCAAAUGAAAAAGGAAUUAGAUAUGCAGUUGAGAAUAAAAUAAGAGAGAAAGCAAAAAGAGAAGGAUUUAGAAGAGAAAUACAAUAAAUUUCAAAGCGAUUUAUUGCAGAAGAAAAAUGAACAAGAAUUAGAUAAGUAGACAUCUGCGAAAAAUAAAUUAUUUCUUUUGUAAUCAGAAAGAGACGUGUAGUUAAAUAACAAGAAAAAGAAAUAACAUAGUGAGGACAGAGAAUUACGUAAUUACAAAAAGGAGAUCAGCAGGAGAUAUCAAGAUGAGUUAUAAAAACAGAUUGAUGAAGAAAAUAGAAUAAAAUUAAUGAAGAGAGAGUAUAUGUUCAAAGUAAUGAAAUAAUCGGAGACAGAUAAAAUGGUAAUCAUGUAGAAAUAAAGAGACUAAGAGAAAUUAGAAUAGGAAAAUUGUGAGAAAUAUGGAGAAUUGCUUGAUUAAAUUGAGUAGAGAAGAAUAGAGGAGAACAGAAAAAAGAAGGAGAAGGUUGAUAAAAAUAAUGCUUGGAGUGAAUCAUAGUUAUUAAAGUAUAAAUUGGAAAAGGAGGAUGAUGAUAAAUUAUAGUAUUGGAAAUAAUUGGAGGAGUAGAAGUUUUUAGAGGAAGAGUAGAGGAAGAAAAACAGAGUAAAUGAACUAAAAUAAAAGACAAUAUAAUCAUUGGAAUAAUCGAUUAAACUUAAAUAGAAAAAGAAGUAAUAAGAGAAGGAGUUGGAUAAUCUAUAAGGAUUAAUAUGGAAGGUGGACACUGACAGAUUCUUUUAAGAAGAAUAGGAUAAAUUGGAUUAAAUUAAAAAAGUCAAAAUUGAACAUAAAAAAAUACUCUAAAGACAAAUGCAAGAUAAGAACAAACAUGAGAGGGGAGAAAAAAUGAGUAUUCCUGAACUCUUAUAAAACAAAACAAUUUUGAAAACUAUUAAAUAACAAGAUAUCUAUGAUUUAGAGAAAACCGUUGUUUGA
Paramecium tetraurelia is the source of this 1419-nucleotide messenger RNA. RefSeq lists its product as uncharacterized. The transcript is spliced from 3 exons. NCBI's taxonomy places the organism in Eukaryota, Ciliophora, Oligohymenophorea, Peniculida, Parameciidae. The record is from RefSeq and is a predicted model, not a curated record.